AUGGCUCAUGCUCCUCACAAUGUGGUGACAGUAGAUAAAAGUCAGAGAAUUGCCCAACUUAUUUUGUUGCCGCUGGUAGAACAGAAAAAAGUCAGGACGAAUAAGANUAUUUUGUUGCCGCUGGUAGAACAGGGAAAAGUCAGGACGAAUAAGGCUCGCGGGUCCCAGGGUUUCGGAUCUUCUGAUGCUUACUGGGUACAGCCCAUUAAGAAAGAUCGGCCGGAGAUGACACUUUGGAUCAAUGAGAAGGCUUUUAGGGGUAUACUAGAUACUGGGGCGGAUGUCUCAGUUAUUUCCUUGAAACAUUGGCCUGCCAACUGGCCUAUUCAACCAGCAAUGACCGACCUGCAAGGUAUCGGUCAAAGUCGGACUCCGAAGAUUAGUUCGGCGGUCUUAAGCUGGCGAGAUGAUGAGGGACAUCAAGGAGAGUUUCAGCCCUAUGUCUUAUCUGACUUACCUGUGAAUCUGUGGGGGAGGGAUGUCAUGAAGCACAUGGGGGUGUAUAUACACAGCUCGAGUCCGGCAGUUACGCAGCAGCUACUCGACCAGGGGCUCCUCCCCGCUCAAGGAUUAGGAAGAGAAGGGCAGGGCAUUACUGAACCCUUACAAUCCCUGCCCCGACCAGGCCGCGCUGGCCUGGUAUUUUUAGGAGGGGCCUUUGACUCUCCUGCUACCCAUGCCGAUAAAAUUACCUGGAAGUCAGAUCUUCCUGUAUGGGUAGAUCAAUGGCCCCUGACUACUGAAAAAAUAAAGGCUGCCCAGGAGCUGGUGCAGGAGCAGCUCCAACAGGGCCACAUUGAGCCGUCUAAUUCUCCCUGGAAUUCACCUAUAUUUGUGAUCAAGAAGAAGUCAGGGAAAUGGAGAUUACUCCAGGAUCUUAGGAAGGUGAAUGAGACCAUGGAGCUCAUGGGGGCCCUCCAGCCAGGCUUGCCUUCACCUGCGGCCAUACCCCGUGAUACAUAUAAGAUUAUUAUUGACCUGAAAGACUGUUUUUAUACUAUUCCCCUUGAUCCCCGGGACUGUCCACGGUUUGCCUUUAGCGUACCAUCAGUAAAUUUUCAGGAGCCUAUGCAGCGAUAUCACUGGAAAGUGCUGCCUCAGGGAAUGGCCAAUAGCCCGACCCUGUGUCAAAAAUUUGUGGCAACGGCCCUAGCUCGGGUAAGGCGUGAGUACCCAGCAGUGUACGUCUGUCACUACAUGGAUGACAUCCUCAUUGCCGCUCACCAUGAGGGACUGCUCCUCCGGGCAUUUGCGAAAAUGGAAUCUGACUUGCAAAAACAAGGCCUGGUCGUAGCCCCAGAAAAGGUCCAGAGGCAGCCCCCGUUUUCUUAUCUUGGUUUUCAUCUGGAGCCUGACCGAUUUUUCUGUCAGAAAGUUCACCUUCGGCUAGACAAGCUCCAGACCUUGAAUGAUUUUCAAAAGUUGCUGGGGGAUAUCAACUGGAUUAGACCUUAUCUGGGGUUAACUACAGGGGAGCUCAAACCAUUGUUUGACAUUCUCAAGGGGGAUGCAGAUCCUGCAUCCGCUAGACAGCUGACCCCGGAGGGACGUGAAGCCCUUGGGAGGGUGGAGCAAGCUAUCCGCAGGCAGCAGGCAACAUUUUGUGACUAUAGUAGACCUUGGCAGGCCUGCAUUUUGGCCACGGGCCAUUCCCCUACUGCUGUUUUAUGGCAAGACCGGCCACUACGGUGGGUGCACCUCCCUGCUUCCCCUGCCCGGGUCCUUGCCCCUUAUUAUGAACUUGUUGCUGUCCUUAUUCAACAGGCUCGGGAAGAGUCCCGCCGCUACUUUGGCAGGGACCCUGCAAGCAUUCUGGUGCCAUAUACACGAGAACAGGUCACCUGGUUAUUCCAAACUUGUGAUCCCUGGGGAAUAGCCUUGGCUGGCUUUCCUGGAAAAAUUGAUAAUCAUUAUCCCCAAGACAAGCUUCUGCAAUUCUUUCUGAAACAUUCGAUUAUCUUUCCAAGGAUGGUAUCUGCUACUCCACUGCCCGGAGCCGCUACUGUGUUCACUGACGGGUCGUCCUCUGGCAUUGCAGCCUAUGUGCGUGGGCACCAGGUUACACGGUGGGAGACCCCAUAUUCCUCUGCCCAGGAGGUAGAGUUAGCAGCAGUACACCGGGUACUUUUAGAUGUGGCCAAUGAACCUCUAAAUAUUUUCUCUGAUAGUCAAUAUGUAGUCAGAAGCCUCUCUGUUAUUGAGACUGUCCCGUUCAUUGGCACUACUAAUUCCACUGUGCAACAACUGUUUAUAGCCAUCCAAGCUGCCAUCCUGAAUCGUACCCAACAAUGCUACUUUGGGCAUCUUAGGGCCCAUAGCAACUUACCUGGGCCCUUAUCCCAUGGAAACUGCCAAGCUGAUUUGGCCACUAAAGUGUAUUUAGUUGGGGUGCCUGCAGCUCGGGCGGCUCAUGCUCUCCACCAUCAAAAUGCCCAGUCUCUUCGGCUGCAGUUUAACAUUCCCCGAGAGGCCGCCAGACAGAUAGUAAAGGAAUGUCACACAUGUCCUACUUUAACCAGCGUGCCUAGCUAUGGAGUCAAUCCUCGAGGUCUCCUGCCCAAUCAUCUGUGGCAGAUGGAUGUAACACAUGUGCCUAGUUUUGGUAAGCAACGGUAUGUUCAUGUUACUAUUGACACCUACUCAGGGUUUCUUGUUGCCUCUGCCCUCACAGGGGAAUCCAGUUCCCACGUCAUUGCCCAUUGCUUGCGCAGCAUGUCUGUCCUAGGACAGCCCCGGGUUAUUAAAACAGAUAAUGGACCGGGCUACACAGGCAAAAAGUUUCAAGCCUUUUGUAUGCAAUUGGGCAUUCAGAGUAAGACAGGCAUUCCUUAUAACCCUCAAGGACAGGGUAUUGUUGAACGAGCCCAUGGCACGCUAAAAAAUCAAUUGCAAAAAAUUAAAAAGGGGGAGCUGUACCCCUUAAUCCCGCAAAAUCAACUUAACCAUGCUUUAUUUAUUCUUAAUUUCUUAAUUUUGGACGAGAAAGGUCGUUCUGCUGCGCAAAGGUUUUGGCAGCAGGCUGUUCCCCAAGAUAAAGCCAUGGUCAGGUGGAAGGACCCCCUUGAGGGUACGUGGCACGGGCCAGAUCCGGUAUUAAUCUGGGGAAGAGGGCAUGUUUGUGUUUUCCCGCAGGAUGCCGAGACGCCGAGGUGGCUCCCGGAGAGGCUGGUACGACACGCGGCCCAAGACGCUAGAGGAACGGAUGCAGGAGCUAACAAUGAACCCUGAGCGUCAGUCGCGAAGAGCCCGGCGAAGAGCCUGGCGGGCACAACAACGCGCAGAGCAACUCAUCAGAGGGCAAGGCAUGACUGUCA
This is a messenger RNA of Miniopterus natalensis, 3314 nucleotides long. NCBI's taxonomy places the organism in Eukaryota, Metazoa, Chordata, Mammalia, Chiroptera, Miniopteridae. The record is from RefSeq and is a predicted model, not a curated record.